Nymphalis io (European peacock) is the source of this 2263-nucleotide messenger RNA. Its product is annotated as protein disulfide-isomerase TMX3-like. Lineage: Eukaryota; Metazoa; Arthropoda; Insecta; Lepidoptera; Nymphalidae. Gene Ontology annotation, cellular component: endoplasmic reticulum. Gene Ontology annotation, biological process: peptidyl-cysteine oxidation. The transcript is spliced from 8 exons. The record is from RefSeq and is a predicted model, not a curated record. Gene Ontology annotation, molecular function: protein disulfide isomerase activity. The coding region runs from base 165 to 1442 and encodes 425 amino acids.
UUAAAUCAUUACAAUACAAUGUAUUUCUAGUUUAUAUUAAUAUUUAAGUGUUUCUUUUUGUUUUUUACAAUCCUAUUAAUCUUCCAAAAAAAACAAUUAAAUAUAAUUAGGUUUAUUCAAUUGCAGUCGAAUAACCAAUAAACUGCCGUAUUUUGUAUGAAACCAUGAAUUUUGUUGUGGGAGCUAUUUUCAUUUUUCUAUUACGUUUAAAUGGCAUCUCAUCAUCUAGAGUACUAGAGUUAAGUGACAAAUUUAUUGAUAUAAGCAACGAUGGAGUAUGGUUCGUCAAAUUUUAUGCUCCCUGGUGUGCUCAUUGUCGAAGGAUGGAACCUAUUUGGGCACAUGUGGCACAGUCUUUGUACAACACUCCAAUUAAAGUAGCAAAAGUAGACUGCACAAGAUUUACAGCAGUAGCCACUCAUUUUAAAGUAAGAGCAUACCCAACCAUCAUGUUUAUAAAAGGUGAAUUCAGGCAUGAGUAUUCAGGCGAGAGAAUUGAGGACGAAAUGGUAAAUUAUGCAAUGAGAAUGGCACAACCGGCUGUGCAGAAAGUAUCUCAUGCUGACAGUUUGGGAUAUUUGAAGGAAACACACAAUGUAUUUUUUGGUUAUAUUGGGAAAGAACAUGGACCAUUAUGGGAAAUGUUUUCUGUUCAUGCUGAAAAAUAUCAAGCACACAGUUGGUUUUAUGCAUUGUCUUAUGAAAUAGCUAAAAAUGAUUUAAAACCUCCAAAUGAGACUGCUGUGUUUGUGUAUAAGGAAGAAGAAAUUUAUUACUUUAAACCUAAUCCUGAUUUGCUGCAAGACAGGGAUACCUUAAAUGUUACUUUAAAUAAGUGGGUUAAUUCAGAGAGAUUUGGUUUCUUUCCAAAAAUAACGAGAUCAAAUAUUAAUGAUUUAAUGGAUACUGAAAAAUUUAUUGUUAUUGCUGUUGUAUCAGAAAAUAAAUUAAAAGAAAUAUCUCAGACUGAACGUGAUUUUAAGGAUAUGAUUGAAAACAUAAUACGAAAUAGGAAACAUGAACUUCAUCAUCGAUUUCAGUUUGGCUGGAUGGGGAAUCCUGAACUGGCUAACUCCAUAGCUAUGUCAGAAUUGACGGUUCCCCAUUUGAUUGUACUUAACUCAACUACUAGUCAUCACCAUAUACCAGAUGAUGACCCAGUGCUCAUGACCCCAGAAGCGGUUUCGAUUUUUCUUGAUUUAAUACAUAAUCAAAUGGCACCUACAUAUGGAGGCAAUAGUUGGUUAGUUCGUAUGUAUAGAGGAUUCUUCGAAGCUAGGACGACUCUCAUAAACAUGUGGCAAGGCAAUCCUGUACUAACGGCUCUUGUGUUUGGACUGCCCCUGGGUUUCCUUUCCCUCAUUUGUUAUUCCAUAUGUUGCGCUGACAUACUUGAUGCUGAUGAGGAAGAAACUACAGAAACCCAUGAGAAAAAGGAUUGAAGUAUCUACUUCAUAUACUUCAUGGCUAUCAUCUGAUAGCCAUAGCUAAAAUUAGUAGCUAUAUAAGAUGAAAUGAUGUUCCAGUUUUAUUAUAUUACAAAACAGUAUUUAUUGUAGAAAAUCAAAUAAACAACAUGCUAACCAAUAGCAGGAAUAAGAUAAAAUAUAAUUAAAUAAUAACUAUUAUACAAGCUAUAAACUCUUAAGUAUCAUCAUUAAUAACUAGUAAGUCAUAAAAAAGUAUCUCUUGGUUAUAUAUAUAAUGAAAGUAAUAUUAAUUCAAUUUUAAAAUUAAUUUUGGUACAGAUAACAGCAACAAUAUUUGCAUUUGCAAAAGAAUCUUGGUGAGAUACUAGCAUAUCCCGAUUUAUAAGCAGAGUUUUAUUCCAGAAUUAUUAAUUUAAUAAGUUGUAAUAUAAGUAUCAAGUGUUUUAAAUUCAAUUAUUUACGUACCUGUAACUGACAUUUAAAAAGAAAAUCUUAUAAUUUAUCAAAAGUAAAAUUAAUUUAUUACUGUAAGUAUAUAAUAAAGUUCUUCUGCGGCAGUCGAAGAUGUAAUGGCUAAGCUUUCGAUUACCUGCCGUCGAGUUGGGGGUUGAUAUUUUUUUUACAGUAAGGUUACAUUAUUAUAAGCACACACGCAAAGUUUCAACUUGCGGAGACUCGUAGUUUUUAAGGAAAAAAUUAUUGAAAAUCAAUUAUUUUUGCAAUUUUAUGUCAAUCCGGUAGUAACAUUGACAGAUUAUAACGUUUCGUUUUACCUACGGUUGAGAAAAACUUUCAGAAACAUUUUAUUUUAAAUAAAUUUAAGUAAAUACUUA